Molecule: messenger RNA, 1036 nt
Organism: Rubroshorea leprosula
Lineage: Eukaryota; Viridiplantae; Streptophyta; Magnoliopsida; Malvales; Dipterocarpaceae
Source: the annotation of a GenBank genome assembly
ACUAUUUCUUCCUCAGUUUUCCAGCUGAAGUGCCAAGACAUAAAAAAUCAACAUCCCCAAGUGGGCUUACUUUGGACUACCCUCUAAAUCUAAAUAUGCAUCAGAGGUUAGUGACAUAAAAUCCUUAAGAAGAAUUUCUCAUUUCUCAAUAAAAAAGGAAGCAGCAUCUAUCUAGUCAUGAUAACAGCAUGCAUUGUCGCUACUGUUUGUGUUUAUCUACGAUCAAGAAAAAAAAAAAAGGGCCUAGAAACAAUGUAGGCACGAGUUGCCUGUUAUGCGCCACUAUGCAAACUUUUACUUAUGCAUUGAUGAAUCAACUUAAACUUGAGUUCUCCGCUUCACUUGCUGACUUGUUGCAAGCCACUUGGAGAAGCCAUCCUCCAAGGCGCCCUUCAUCCAUGGAUGCCUGCAACUCUCUACUGCUUCAGGUAUGGUAAGCCAACUUCGAGUCCGAGUGUUUCGCUCUGGCCAUGCAUCUAACUCCUCUGUAACGAACAAAGCAAACAUCGCAGCCUUACAUAAACCUUCAGGGCUGAAUUCGUCCUGGUGUGUUUUACUCUUAAAAUGAUACCAUCCUAUGAAGUCCUGCAACAAGCAGCAUUUACAAGAGUUGGUCCAAUUGACAUCUCAGUAGUAAGAGUUAUGGUCAUAGAGGGAUUACUCCAAACCUCAUGUUAAACAGUUACUGGUAAACAAAAUCCAAAGAAUACAAGUCUAGAAGUACAACAGGAAUUGUUUUGUGACUCCAAAAACAUUCUCUGAUCCACAGGCGUUUUCCUCCAUCUGCUAUCAUGACAGGAAAGUUUCCUACAAGUCAAACAUACUGCUAUUCCCCAAUGAGUUUUAGACUUGUUACAUGAUGAACUUACUCAGCCUACUGACUUUUGUUCGCAGUAUCACAUAUGAACAUGUAUCACAUGCAUGUUAAUUGCUAAAAAAUUUCAUCAACUUUUUCUUUUUAAGGUAAUCCUUAGACAUCAUGUCAAUAAUACUAAUAGAGACCAUCCAAACACAGAAAGAAAGAGCAGCAAAACGU